This is a messenger RNA of Plasmodium inui San Antonio 1, 1140 nucleotides long. RefSeq lists its product as hypothetical. The record is from RefSeq and is a predicted model, not a curated record. Bases 1 to 1140 code for a protein of 379 amino acids. NCBI's taxonomy places the organism in Eukaryota, Apicomplexa, Aconoidasida, Haemosporida, Plasmodiidae. The transcript has 8 exons.
AUGUCAACUGCUAACCAUUUCAAGGACUACGUAAAGCAUGCCCUUCGGCAGGGUGCCACUGAGGAAAGCACCCUCAUCGUGGGGGUUAAUGCCAGCCCAAUUCCUACGAAUGGCAUGAAAGUAGACUCUCAGAUUAAAACACUGAUUGAUCACCUUUACAUGCUCAAGUUAAGGCUGGAAAAGGAGAAAAAAAUGCACAAGCGAAAAAAGAAAGAUUUACCAAGGGAGAAGGGGGUGCACCUGGAAGGUAAAACAAACGCGGAAGACGAACAGGAUAGGAUCCAGAUAGAAAGUGGAAAUCCGCAGAAGAAGGGGGAACCAACCAAUAGGACAUUAAUGAGGAGGUUGGACGAUGACCUUGGCGCAGAUGACCCAGAAGGGGAAAGUUCGUGCCCUAUUCCGCAGCUAAUCGAGACCAUCGAAAUUUACAAACACAGAAAUGCAGAAGAGCAACGCGAAAAAGUCCACUUGAUUGAGAAAUACGAACGUGUCCUCAGGAAAAUCAGAAAAAGGCACAUCCACCAAAUUGGACAAAUUAAAAAUAACGUCCUCCUCGAUGUUGAUUUUUUAAUUCAGAAAUACAGAAAUGUGUCUCUUGAACUACUGCAAAUUGGUCGGAAGAAGGAGAAGGAGAAAAGGGACGACAACAGGAAGAUGACCGAAAUGUGCAUAGCCGCCUGCAGGAAGUUUGAAGCCGAUGUGAAGGAGAGUGCGAAGACCGCCAUGCAGGCGCACCAAACCCAAGCAACCAAAACGAUUGGUGACCUCAAGAAAGAGAACGCAACCUUAAAGAAAAAAAUAUCAGAGCUGAAGAACAAAAUGGAAGAGGACAAGCGUGAGUCAGAGGGAAUGGAAGUGAAGGCACUGCAGAAUCGAAUAAAGGAACAGUGCAGGGUGAAUGAUGAUCUGAGAAGCGCCAUUUCGCAAGAAAGGAAACAACACGAGAUGAAUCUUAUGGACCUCUAUUCGAAGGUCGAUUUGCAAAUAAAAACUUACGAGGAAAACAUCGUGAAGGUAUUCCACGACAUCCUUCUGAGGAACAAAAUCGAAAUGAGCGUGGAGGAGUUGUCUCGCUGCAUUCAAGUGACGAUGGACAAGCACUAUGGACAGGACACCACCCCGCGGAGUGAUAUGCGCUGA